AAGGACUAGGAAGGAGCUUCAUUCUGAGAUCGCAGCCACUUCGAUAAAAUUGAAUGUAAGGAGUUCAGAGCCUGUGAGUCCUCCAGACCGCUGGCCGCUUCAUGGAUUUUGUAAAACGGGGGAAAGGUACGUAUAAUGUUGGUCUUCAGACCCAGCGACCUGAGAACCGGGCGCCUGCUGCUUUCGCUUUUACUCCUCGCAGCCUGGGAGGCCGGGCGCGGCCAGGUGCGCUACUCGGUCCCCGAGGAGGCCAAGCACGGCGCCUUCGUGGGCCGCAUCGCGCAGGACCUGGGGCUGGAGCUGGCGGAGCUGGUGCCGCGCCUGUUCCGCGUGGCGCCCAAGGGCCGCGGGGACCUUCUGGAGGUGAAUCUGCAGAAUGGCAUUUUGUUCGUGAAUUCUCGGAUCGACCGCGAGGAGCUGUGCGGGCGGAGCGCGGAGUGCAGCAUCCACCUGGAGGUGAUCGUGGAGAGGCCGCUGCGGGUUUUCCACGUGGAGGUGGAGGUGACGGACAUUAACGACAACCCGCCGGUGUUCUCCGUCUCAGAGCAAAAGCUCUCAAUCGCGGAAUCGCGACUGCUUGACUCUCGAUUUCCACUAGAAGGCGCAUCUGAUGCGGAUGUUGGACAAAACGCAAUGCUUACGUACAGACUCAGUCCCAACGAGUUUUUCGUUCUUGAUAUUAUAAACAAGAAAGACAAAGGCAAAUUCCCGGUACUUGUUCUACGAAAACUGCUGGAUCGUGAAGAAAAUGCUCAGCUUUUGUUGUUAUUAACGGCAACUGAUGGAGGCAAACCUGAGCUUACUGGAUCUGUUUCUCUGCUGAUCCUGGUGUUGGAUGCCAAUGAUAAUGCCCCCGUAUUUGACCAGUCUAUUUAUGAAGUGAAGAUGUAUGAAAAUACACCGAACCAAACAUUAGUAAUAUGGCUAAAUGCUUCCGAUGCGGAUGAAGGAAUAAACAAGGAAUUGAUGUACUCAUUUAGCUCUUUGGUUACACCCAGCAUAAGAAGGAAAUUUCUAAUGAACGAAAGGACAGGAGAAAUAAGAGUAAAUGACGCUAUCGACUUUGAGGACAGUAACACUUACGAAAUUCAUGUAGAUGUUACAGAUAAAGGAAACCCACCUAUGGCUGGUCACUGCACCGUGCUAGUCGAAAUCCUGGAUGAAAAUGACAAUUCACCGGAGGUGGUUGUCACUUCACUGUCUCUCCCGGUGCUAGAGGAUGCUCAGGUGGGCACCGUCAUCGCUUUGAUCAGCGUGUCUGACCGUGACUCUGGCGCCAACGGGCAGGUGACCUGCACCCUGUCACCCCAUGUUCCCUUCAAGGUGGUGUCCACCUUCAAGAAUUACUAUUCGCUGGUGCUGGACGUGCUGCUGUCGCUGGUGGACGGCGGCCAGGCGCCCAAGGCCUCUGUGUCGGCGUCUGCGGGCGCCGCGGGCUCGGAGGCGGCGCUGGUGGACGUGAACGUGUACCUGAUCGUCGCCAUCUGCGCGGUGUCCAGCCUGCUGGUGCUCACGCUGCUGCUGUACACGGCCGUGCGGUGCUCGGCGGCGCCGAGCGGGGGCGCGUGCGGGCCGGGGCAGCCCAGGCUGGUGUGCCCGGGCGCGGGGGGCAGCUGGUCGGCCUCGCAGCAGAGGCGGCCGCGGGUGUGCUCUGGGGAGGGCGCGCCCAAGACGGACCUCAUGGCCUUCAGCCCCAGCCUUCCUUCGUGUCCAGUACCAAAGGUUGAAGAUGAAGAACAACCUAUUGGAGGGAACCCCUCUAGGAAGGUGGGAUUACUUUUAAUUUUCAUAUUUUGUUUUGGGAAUACUUUAUUUCACCACUUUUCCUUUCAUACACAUGUCUUGGAAUAUCUUCAUUCUUU
Molecule: messenger RNA, 1862 nt
Organism: Miniopterus natalensis
Lineage: Eukaryota; Metazoa; Chordata; Mammalia; Chiroptera; Miniopteridae
Source: RefSeq, a predicted model, not a curated record